AUAAAACAGGAAAAACCAGAAAAUACACCUGAUUUAAAUAAUUUAGUUCAAGAAAAAUUCACUGCACUGGAGAGCAUGAACACUGACUCAGAUUUCCAAAAGAAUGAAAAAUAUAUGUAUUUUAAGGAUCAACUGAAGGAGAUGAAAAAACAAUUUCGCCGUAAAUCAGAUAAUGGUAAUGAGACCAUUGAACAAAUUGAUGAAGAUAUAGCUGUGACUCAGAGUCAGAUGAACUUUAUUUGUCCCAUUACACAGGUGGAAAUGAAGAAGCCAGUGCGAAACAAAGUCUGUGGACAUGUUUAUGAAGAAGAUGCCAUUCUAAAAAUUAUCCAGACUCGAAAGCAGCAAAAGAAAAAAGUCCG
Acanthisitta chloris (rifleman) is the source of this 362-nucleotide messenger RNA. RefSeq names its product non-SMC element 2, MMS21 homolog (S. cerevisiae) (gene NSMCE2). The record is from RefSeq and is a predicted model, not a curated record. The transcript has 3 exons. NCBI's taxonomy places the organism in Eukaryota, Metazoa, Chordata, Aves, Passeriformes, Acanthisittidae. Gene Ontology annotation, cellular component: Smc5-Smc6 complex; nucleus. Gene Ontology annotation, biological process: double-strand break repair via homologous recombination; protein sumoylation. Gene Ontology annotation, molecular function: SUMO ligase activity; zinc ion binding. The annotation marks the transcript as partial.